CUCAGCUGGAGCCGCAGGCCGGAGCCUCCUUGUCUCUCCUCUGGCCCAGCGGUGGCAGGGACCCGAGCUGCUGGGGCCCGAGCCCCGCGCCCGCCAGUCAUGGUGGGUCACCUGCAUCUGCAGGCCAUGGGGGACACGCGGGAGCAGAGCCGCGACGGCUUGCUGGACAGUCCGGACUCGGGACUGCCCCCCAGUCCCAGUCCUAGCCCGCCCUUCUACGCCCUGUCGCCGGGCACCCUGGACACCCGUGCUACCCCUGAAACUCCAGCGGCCACUUCCCUGUUCCAAAAUCCCCCUGCCCUGGAGAUGAGGUCCCGGCUGCUGCCUGUAUUCUUCGGGGAGAGCAUCCAGGUGGACCCAGAACCUGCACAUGAAAUCCGCUGUAACUCUGAGGUUACCUACGCCUCAGAAAGAUACUUCCGCGACAAGAUCUUCUACGCUCCGGUGCCCACGGUCACGGCCUACAGCGAGACCAUCGUGGCGGCGCCCAACUGCACGUGGCGGAGUUACCGCAGCCAAUUGACCCUGGAGCCCCGCCCACGGGCCCUGCGCUUCGGAAGCACCGCCAUCAUCUUCCCCAAACUGGCCCGCAGCUCGUUCCGCACCACCCUGAGCUGUAGCCUGGGCCAGCCGCGGCACUGGUACUCCUCCAGCCUGCAGCUGCGGCGGUGCGGGGACCCUGCACCCAGUUCCGGCGGUGCCGAUGUACUCUGAGGAGCUGAGUGUGGGAGAGGUCCAGGAAAGAUGGCCAGGUUAGGCUGGCUGUGCCCGAGCUCCAGCCUAGAGGAUUCCGGGAAUGCAUCUUUCAUUAGCCUUCCCAGGCUCUGUGGCCUUACGGCCAGGGCCAAGCAUGUCCUGGUGUGCCCUUGAGGCAAAGGCGGCCCUAUGUGCCACAGGACGCAGGGCAUUCAGCCAUGGUCUGGCU
Apodemus sylvaticus (European woodmouse) is the source of this 925-nucleotide messenger RNA. It is a transcript of the gene Rflna, whose product is annotated as refilin A. Gene Ontology annotation, biological process: negative regulation of chondrocyte development; actin filament bundle organization; skeletal system morphogenesis. The transcript is spliced from 3 exons. Gene Ontology annotation, cellular component: actin filament bundle. The record is from RefSeq and is a predicted model, not a curated record. Bases 100 to 714 code for a protein of 204 amino acids. NCBI's taxonomy places the organism in Eukaryota, Metazoa, Chordata, Mammalia, Rodentia, Muridae. Gene Ontology annotation, molecular function: filamin binding.